AUGGGCGCGGACGCAGUGUUGCGCACCGAAGUGCGACGCAUUUUGGGCAGCGAGACGCCGGAGGAGCAGCUCAGUCAACGGAAGCCGGGGAAGAGGCUGAUCAAGGCUUUGACUGGCCCCGAGCUGGAAGCCGUGCUUGUGAAGGCUCAUGAGCAGGCAAGGGGCUUUGUGACGAGUUCCUGUGGCGUAAUUCCUGCAGACUUCGAUGGACAUGUGCCCAGAGGCUUAAGCAACUUGGGGAACACUUGCUUCUUAGCUUCCGUGUUGCAAUGCUUGGCGCAGACGGAGAACUUCUCUCAAGAGCUCACGCUAACGCCCGAAGGCCGCCUGGGCGGCAUCGGCGGCGCCUUGCGGCGCGUGCUGCAGCAGCUGCGCUCGGCAGAGGAGGCCUCGGUGGAGGAGAUUCUGGGAGAGUUGGCCGAGAGGUACAGCUGGUACCGCGGCAAGUCCCAGCAAGAUGCCCACGAGCUCCUGCGCACGCUACUGGCAGCCUUGGCCGAUGAGAGGGAGGUGAAGGAGGACAAGGAGACGCUGCAGCAGUUGGUGCAUCGGAGCUUUCGAGGACAAAUGUGCGAGGCCAUCCUGUGCUGGUCCUGCCGGGAGAUCUCAUUCCGCCAUGAGUUCUUCCUGGACUUUUCCUUGGACCUCUCUGAGGAGGAUCCGGCUCCGGGGCCCUUGGGCCUGCGUGGCUGGGUGAUGCAACCCAUGCCAUCGCCGGAGGAGGAAGAGGUGGAUGAAGAGGCAGAGGCCGAUGGUGCUGAAGCUGAACGAGCGGCCGAGAGCCUGGAAGAACAUGUCAUCGAGGUCCAGUUGGAGCGAGUGCCGGGUCGACGGAUCGCGUUGGGCUUCGAAUGGCAAGAGCUGCCCGUGCACCAGUGCAAGGUUCUGCGACGGAUUCAUCCCAACAGCUUGGCGGAGCAGUGGAACAAGCGUUUCAACCGCCGGCUGACUCCUGGGCUUUUAUUGCUCUCAGUCAAUGGGGAGGAGGAUCAUGAGGAGAUCAUGCAGAUCUUGAAGGAUGAGGCGAAGCUGUCCCUACGCUUUGCUCCUGAAGAGGUCAUGCGGCGCUUUGGUGCCACGCAGGGAAGCGCCAAGGGCUUCCAAGUGGAUUUGACACGAGAGACUGGCUCCAAAAGGGCUUGGGGCUUCCAACUCGAUCAGAAGGCUUUGGAGAUGGUGGGAUCGACGUUGAUUGUGGCCCAGAUCCACCCGGACUCCUUGUUGGACGCCUGGAACCUCCGCUGCCGCUCGAUGGGCAGCCGUGCGAAGCUGGUCGUCCACCCCGGCGACCGCAUCCUCUCGGUGAACGGCGAGAGCGACAACGUCCAGGCCAUGGUCAAGGCCUUGCAAAGCCAGACCCGACAGAAGAACAGCAUUCUUCUGGAGCCAGGGGACCGCGACGCGUAUAUGGGCGGUUAUCCCGCUGGCGCGGAAAGAGCGGAAGAUGCGGAGGCCCAGUUCGAGGUGGCUUUGGAGGACUCCUUGGGGCCUUUCGGCUUCCAAGUGGAGCAUCAGCGUGUGAAAGGCAUCGACGAAGGAUCUCCCCUGGCGAUGUGGAACUUGGUGUGUCGCUCACGAGGGGAAGAGGAUCUGUGUGUGGAGCUGGGCGACACGCUGCUUCAGGAGGCGUCCUCCAGUGGCAGGCGCAUCUUCCAGCUCCGGCGCUCCAAGGAACGUCAGGCCUCCGUCCGCGCCCUCGGCGCUCGGCCCGACGCUGCCAGCGGCACGGCCGCGGCGCGCGGCGCCGGCGCUGAGGGGCCGCGCGUGGAGAUGGUCCGUGCCGCGGAGGAGUGCGUGGCAGCUCUGGACAAACCCUUGAGGGAGCUUUUUGAGACCAAGCCCAGGCCCAAGGUGGUGUCGCUGGCAGACUGCGUGAGGGAUUUGGGUGCCAUUGAAGCCUUGGAGGAAUCCUUCGAAGCAAUCUACAAGUGCCAACACUGUACUCCAUCCCGGACCUUUGCCUCCAAACGUGCCUGGCUCUGGGGCUCCUUGCCACCGGUGCUCCCCGUGCAGCUGAAGCGCUUCCGGCGUGAGCGCGAUGGGGCGUUCCGGAAGUCACAGACCCGAAUUCAGACCAGCAGUACCUUAGACCUCUCAGAUCUCUUAUUGUCCUCCAAAGAGCAGCAACUCUUGAAGUCUUUGGUCAAGAAGGAGCAUGAAGCCUUGAAUGCGGAGGUCUCAGAAUGCGCCGUCUACGAGUUGUAUGCGGUGUGCGCUCAUCUGGGCGGCAGCAUGGAGCGAGGCCACUACGUGGCCUUCAUCAACGCUGGGCGCAGCCUGAAGGAAGAGGCCUGGUUCUUGUUAGACGAUGCGCGCACCCUGCCGUGCCGCAGGGAAGAUGCCUUGCGUGUGGAAGCCUACAUCGUGCUUUUGAACAGCACUUGGCAACCGAAGCUCUGCGACUUUGGAUUGGCAAAGAUCCGAGAACAGACAGCACUCCAGACUACGCUGCGGGGGGUUUCACCGAUCUGGGCGCCACCCGAGAUGUUCGACGACAAGGGAGGAGUCACUGAGAAGGCGGACGUUUAUUCCUUUGGAAUCAUCUUGUUCGAGCUAGGUGCCAGGAAGUUGCCCUACUCCGAUGUGGGACAAAUGCAGUUGCCCCGGGUGAAAGCCAAAGGCCAACUGCCGCGGUUUCCAGCGGAGAUGGAUCCGGACCAGACGGAGCUCAUCCGGCUUUGCCUGGCGCCGCGGCCCAGCAACCGGCCCGCCAUCAGUGCGCUCAUUUUGAAAAUCAAGGACUUGUGCAAGAGCAAAGGCAUCGAUCUGGAAGCCGAGCAGGUGGCCAUGGAACAGCAAGGGCUCCACUUCACCGGAGUCGCUGGUUCCACGCCCCACGUGGAACAGCUCCGGCGCGCUGAGGCAGAGAAGCGGCGCGCAGAGCAGGAACUGGCGCGUCUCAGGAGGCUCCUCGCAGAGGAGGAGACGCACGUCCGCACGAUGGAAGCGGCCGCGGGAGGAGCUGCGCCGGUGGAGCAGAAGGAGCGCGCCUUCGAAGAGUUCUGCGAGCAGCGGACCCAAGCGGUGGGGGAACAGAAGUUCCGCUGCCUCGUUUGCCGGAAGCUCUUCCGCGCACCUGAGUUCGUGCACAAACACCUCCGUGAGAGGCAUUGGGACGAUUUCCAGUCGGGACGUCCUGUCGAGCUGGUUGAGACCGGAAAGCUGGAGGAGGAUUUCUUCGAUGCGGACGUCGCGGAAGAGAGCAGCACUCAGCUGUACACGCAGAAGUUCGAGCAGGGUGGUUCCUUCAGUCAAGCGGUCCAAGAUGCCGCAGAGAAGGGCGAUUUGGCCUGUUUGCAACAAGUUUCUCAGCAGAACGUGGCGCUGCUGAAACAAAGCGAUGUGGAUGGAUCGACUCCUUUGCACCUUUGUGCCAAGCAGGGGCAUGCCCAGUGUGUGCAACUCUUGUUGCAGAAUGGUGUCGAUGCAACAGCCGCAGAUGAUGGAGGGCAUUUGCCUUUGCAUUUGGCUGCGCAGGAGGGCCACCACGAAGCGGUUGCCCAGCUGCUCCUGGCGCCCGACGUGGCCCUGGACGCGCUGAGCAGCGGUGCCAAGCAGCGCACGGCGCUGCACCUGGCAGCAGCCAAUGGCCAUGCGGAGGUGUGUGGAGCGUUGCUGCUGCAGAGGGCGGACGUGAACCUACAAGACGCGGAUGGCGAGAGCCCCUUGCACAAGGCCGCUCGCUUCGGCGACUUGGAGCUUUGCGAGCUCAUCUUCUCCUUUGGUGCCUCCGUCACCUCCGCAGACCAAGACGGCUGGCACCCGCUGCACGAGGCCGCGCGCUGGGGCGACGGCGCCUUGGUGGAAAGCUUCCUCCGGCGCGGCGCCGAUCUGCACGCGCGCUCCAACGAUGGAGAGAGCGCUCUGCACGUGGUGCCCGGUGGCUAUGCGGAUCUCGAGGUGGUCCAAGUGCUUUUGACCUGGAAGAGCGACGUGAAUGGGCGCGACUACGACGGGGAGACUCCGUUGCACUUGGCGGUGAAGCUGGGAGACGUGGAACUGGCCGGGCUGCUGCUGCAGCACAACGCGGACGCGAAUGCGACGAACACCCAAGGGGCAACGCCCUUGGACUUUGCGAAGAAGGACGAGCUCCGGUGGCUUCUGAGAUCCCACAAGGGACGCAAAGGCACCGGAGCCCUUUGA
This is a messenger RNA of Durusdinium trenchii, 4143 nucleotides long. NCBI's taxonomy places the organism in Eukaryota, Dinophyceae, Suessiales, Symbiodiniaceae. The record is from the annotation of a GenBank genome assembly.